Messenger RNA from Centropristis striata (black sea bass), 901 nucleotides. RefSeq names its product rho GDP-dissociation inhibitor 1-like. The transcript has 6 exons. Bases 217 to 828 code for a protein of 203 amino acids. NCBI's taxonomy places the organism in Eukaryota, Metazoa, Chordata, Actinopteri, Perciformes, Serranidae. The record is from RefSeq and is a predicted model, not a curated record. Gene Ontology annotation, biological process: Rho protein signal transduction. Gene Ontology annotation, molecular function: protein binding; Rho GDP-dissociation inhibitor activity. Gene Ontology annotation, cellular component: cytosol; membrane; cytoplasm.
CCUGUUCCCGGAAUCGCUCUGAGCGCGCGCGCUCACGCGGGGCGGCGCCGUUCCGUUGUUCGCCAUAGUUCAGGAGUCAGAACCAGACACAACACCAGGACCAGAACCAGACCAGAACCGGACCAGAACCAGACCCGCUCUGACCCCAGGCUCCUGGAGAACCACAGCUCUACAGAACCAGGUGAGACUGCUCACCUGUCAGACACGCAGACAGACAUGGCUGAGGACGAGGUUCCUGUGGAGCAGCUAGAAGCGAUCGCGGCGGAGAACGAGGAGCAGGAGCCGGUGAACUACAAGCCUCCAGCCCAGAAGUCUCUGAAGGAGAUCCACGACCUGGAUAAGGAUGACGAGAGUCUACGCAAAUACAAGGAGACGCUGCUGGGCCCCGGGGCCUCCGAGGCCGAUCCCAACAUCACAAACGUCCAGGUGACCCAGAUGGCUCUGAUAUGUGAAGCGGCCCCGAACCCUCUGGUCCUGGACCUGACAGGAGACCUUGAAGCCUUUAAGAAGCAGUCGUUUGUUCUGAAAGAAGGUGUUGAAUACAAAAUAAAGAUCAGCUUUAAGGUGAACAGAGAGAUCGUUUCGGGUCUGAAGUACGUGCAGCAGACGUACAGGAAAGGAAUCAGGAUUGAUAAGUCGGACUACAUGGUGGGCAGCUACGGGCCCCGACCCACCGAAUACGACUUCCUCACCACCGUCGAAGAGGCUCCUAAAGGCUUGGUCGCCCGCGGCAACUACGUCAUCAAGUCCAAGUUCACUGAUGACGACAAGCACGACCACCUGUCCUGGGAGUGGAACCUGAACAUCAAGAAGGACUGGAAGGAUUAAAGAGGCCUGACCCCCCAUCUACCCCAUCUGACCCCCCAUCACCCCCCCAUCUACCCAUCUGACCCCCCAUCAC